GUUUCCCAGACGUAGCAGCCGCCGCCAGAGCAGGUGUCCCGCCCCCACCCAGAAUCUAAAACCUAACGAGAGAGAGAGUGCUGCUCGACAUGAAGCUGGAAGAGAAAAGCCGCGGCCAGGAUCCGCCCAAGUACCUCAACGAGGACUUCUUCAAGGCCGCCUUGGAGGAUGGUUUAAGGGACAUGCGUGUGGACAUCAAGAAGAUUAUCUUUGCCGAGAGCAGCGGCGGCGGUGGGGAAAACUAUUGCAGUAAGAUCUAUAGGGCCAAGGCUCUGUACAGGAGCAGCAAGCGCCAGUUGGACGAGGAGCUGGCUUUGAUUGUCAAGAGCAUUGCCAUUACGCCGGCCACACAGUUCCUCGAGGAGCUGGCCGUCUAUUUGCGUGAAAAGAUCUUCUAUUUUGAUGUCCUUGGCAAGCUGGAGGUCCUCAUUGGCGAUGGCUCCAAGUUCGGGGCCAAGUGCCUGUACACCACCCGCGAGCCCAUCCAGACGAUUGUCUUUGACGACCUCACCCAGUAUGGCUACAAGCUGGCCAGCCGGCAGAGCGGCCUCAACGAGGAGCACUGCGUGGUGAUACUGAAGAAGCUGGGCAAGUUCCAUGCCAGCUCCAUGCUGCUGGCCGAGAAGGAGCCGAGCGUCCGUGAGCACUUCACCAGCGGCAUGCUGGACGAGAACUACAUAAGGACCAACGAGCGAUUCAUCACCUUCAUGACCCUCCAGUGCCGCACCCUGGCCAAUGUGGUGGCCAAGUGGCCCGGCUACGAGCUGCUGGCAGAGAAGCUGCAUCGCCAUUGCGAUGACAUCAAGGAGAAUCUGGUGAUGACCGGACGACCCCUGCCUGGCGAGAUCACGGUCCUAAAUCAUGGCGAUCUCUGGGUGAAUAACUUUAUGUACAAAUACGAUGAUGAUCAGCCCACCAAGCCCAUAGAUGCCAUCUUUGUGGACUUUCAGAACAGCUUCUUUGGCAGCCCUGGCUGCGACAUCAACUUCUUCCUGAACAGCAGCGUCCAGCUGGACGUGCUCAUCCACCGGCGCGAGUUCCUUAUCCAGACCUACUAUGCCUCGCUCCGCGAGAGUCUGGAGCGGAUGCACUCGACCUUUGUGCCCAGCUAUGCAGAUAUUCAGCAGGAGAUUCGCGCCAGGGAGCUUUAUGGUUUCUUCUCCUCGUAUGCCUUCCUGCCGAUGGUCACCAUGAAGAAGGAGGACUCGUAUGACAUCAGCAUCGAGGCCCUCACGGAUCAGGACUUUGCCAAGAAGAAGGUUCAGCUGAUGUUCUCCUCCAAUCCCCGCACCACGGACACCCUGCGCUAUGCCCUGCGCCGCUUCGAUGAGCUGGGCAUCUUCGAUUGAGGAGGAAUCUUGAGGAGGAAGGGUGUGGGAGGAGUGGGAGUGGGAGAAGUCCUGGCCUCGUCCUGCCAUCGUUGCAUAGUCUUAUUAUCGCUUUCCUUUGCUAUGGCUUUUUUUUUGUUUUUGUUUCUUAAUCGUAUUUAGAUUUAAGGCAAUUUUAUACAUUAAAUAUUAUAUCUACUCGUAAAUAAUAAAAAGAAGCUGCCUAUUUCGGGGUGGCACUUUCACAAAGAA
Molecule: messenger RNA, 1580 nt
Organism: Drosophila kikkawai
Lineage: Eukaryota; Metazoa; Arthropoda; Insecta; Diptera; Drosophilidae
Source: RefSeq, a predicted model, not a curated record